CUGACCAGCCGAGGUGUUCAGUUGAAGGUGUCGCAGACGCCGCGCCGGCUGCGCACACGCAUGGUGACCUGACAGAGAUGGCCGGUUCAGGUAAAAGCGCGCUUUUCCUUCUGCUUUUCCGCCAUUGGUGCGCGCGCGCGUGCGUGCAUGGAGCCGAGUGUGUGUGCGAUGACAGAUCUGAAAAAGGAUUGUGCUGUGGCAGCCUGGAGGAGCCCAAGGCGCUGAUGAAGAUGGGGCUGAGCGCCAUCAUGGUGGGCCAUGUCAACUUCCUGCUGGGGGCCCUGGUGCACGGCGUGGUCCUCAGGCACAUCAACCAGCACCGACAGGCCCGAGCCAUGCUGUACUCCAUCUCCAACGUGGUGGCCCUCACCUCAGGGAUGGUGGGCGUCAUCGUGGGCAUUCUGGCCAUCGUCCUGUCAAAGAACAAGAAGAGCAGAUCCCUGACCUGGUCUCUCUUCUCAUUUGGCCUGGUGUCUGCAAUCAUGUCGGUGGCAUCCGCCGUCGGCCUCUUCAUAUCCAUGGUGAGGGCCAUCAUCAACAAUGGGCGGAGCCUCCUCACGCAUUGCCGCUUUCCUGACGCCAUCGGCUACUCCAGCGUCACCAACGAGUGUCCUUUCGACCCCACGCGGAUUUACAGUACCACGCUGAUCCUUUGGGUUCCCCUGAUCAUCAUGUGCAUCGUUCAGCUGGUGUUUUCUGCCCGAUGUUCGGCGGCCUGCGCCUCCUUCCUGGGCCUGCCAUGCUGCCCCAGGAGGAAGAAAUCCCCCCCCCAUAUCAGACCGAGCAAUGUGGGGAAGCCUUUGCAGGAAGUCCAUCAUUCCAAUCACACUGAUCAUUUAGGAAGCCACAGUGAACUGGCACAGCCUUUUACCGAACCCAGACAUCACAAGAAACCUGCUCGGGCCAAUACAGAACCUUCAAGAACCCACGCGGAACCAAAGAAGCCUUAUGCAGAUCAACCAAGAACCUCCCAUAAACCAGUAAAGGCUUAUACAGGCCGCCUGGAAACCCCCAUCAAACCAGUAAAGUCUUAUACGGAUCGUCCACAGACCCCUCCAAAACCUGUGAAGCCUUAUACGGAUCGUCCACAGACCCCUCCAAAACCUGUGAAGCCUUAUACGGAUCGUCCACAGACCCCCAACAAACCAGUAAAGUCUUAUAUGGAUCGUCCAGAGACCCCUAUCAAACCCACAAAGUCUUACCGGGACCAUCCAGGCGCUCACGAUGGACCUCAAAGACACGCCUCCGCUCCUCCUCGGCAGUACCGACCUCCUCCACAGCCCCUCCCACAUCAGCAUCAUAGCCUCCCUCAGUCAGAGAGGCCCCAGCAGCAUCGAGAGAGGCCAGAGAGAAGGACCGGAAGCCAUCCCAGGAAACCGGAAGAGGACCGGCUCCUGCAGAGGGCCGCUCCAGAACGCUCCAGCUUCUGGAUUUAGCUUGAUUUGACCCGCCGAAUGUCCUGGACCUUGUCGGUUUGUAAAGAUGUUUGCGUCUCCAGGCUGGAGAUGUUUAGUGGACUUCAUGUGAGGACAAAGUUGGUGUUCAAUGCUGCUUUAAUAUUUUUGCUCAAAAGUUUUUUCUGUGUUUUAGCUUAAAAGAUUUUAGCCAAAGUCUUUGAGGUGAGAAUGAGUUCUGGUUCAACGUCGCUAAAGUAAAGUGAAGAAACCCAAAUCUCUGUUUUGUUGCCAUACAGACACUUUUCCAGAAAGAAGUGCCUGUAGAUCCAGAUCUCCAAGAAGUGUCUAAAUCCAAAAGAAAAACCUGAAGUCAGCUCAGUUUAGUUGAUUUCAGUCAUCUGUUUUUGGUUGAGCUUUUGGUAUUGCAUAAAAGGGAGAGCUAGCUGCACAUGCUAACUGUAGCUGUUAUGCUAGGCUAAGCUUCUUAGCAUAUAAGCUAGCUGAAUGUGUAGGUUCAGCUACAUGUCGAAAGGACAACAUUUGUUUGUGUUCCCUGAGCCGUUUACUAAGUAUGAGCUGGCCUCGUCUUAGUUUUGUAAAUCAAAAUCAGUGUCUUUUAUUCCUCUAGUUCUCUCAUAGACUUUAGUGUUUGUCUUUUUUUAUUUUAAAAACGUGAACAAAUGCUUAAAAGGUCAAACAAGCCGACUUCACCAGGUCUUUCUGGCUGUUGAUCGACACAGAGCUGUGAUUUGUCCUGUUAACCCCGUCCGACGUCGAGGCAUUUGUCCCGACAUGAAGCUACAGGCAGUUGUUCAGUGUUUGAGGAUUCCUUCAACCUUUCAUCCAACAGUUUAUUCCGUGGAAUGUUCUUCUCAACGGACAAGAAACAAGGUUUUAUUUAUUUUUUUAAAUAAACGUUGUACUCUCACUGG
This is a messenger RNA of Oryzias melastigma (Indian medaka), 2329 nucleotides long. RefSeq names its product extensin-3. Lineage: Eukaryota; Metazoa; Chordata; Actinopteri; Beloniformes; Adrianichthyidae. The transcript is spliced from 6 exons. Bases 78 to 1436 code for a protein of 452 amino acids. The record is from RefSeq and is a predicted model, not a curated record.